Molecule: messenger RNA, 663 nt
Organism: Micropterus salmoides (largemouth bass)
Lineage: Eukaryota; Metazoa; Chordata; Actinopteri; Centrarchiformes; Centrarchidae
Product: integrin alpha-V-like
Exons: 9
Coding region: 43-663 (206 amino acids)
Biological process (GO): cell-matrix adhesion; angiogenesis; cell-cell adhesion
Cellular component (GO): integrin complex; external side of plasma membrane
Molecular function (GO): integrin binding
Source: RefSeq, a predicted model, not a curated record
UUUGUCUUUACAGGUGACCGGACGAAUACAGAAGGAGCUCAGAUGGAGUUUAAAUCCAAGCAGUGGUUCGGUGCCUCGGUACGAUCUAAUGGAGAACACAUCCUGGCCUGCGCCCCCCUGUACCAGUGGUCCACCUUCGGCGUCUCUGAGCGAGAGCCGGUGGGAACCUGUUUCCUGAAGAAGGGGGACACCGUGGUCGAGUACUCGCCCUGCAGAUCAAGUGCCAACUCACCAGAGGGGCAGGGCUUCUGCCAGGCGGGCUUCAGUGCCGACUUCCUGAAGAAGGGCAACAGAGUGGUGGUGGGAGGACCUGGCAGCUUCUACUGGCAGGGUCAGCUGAUUUCUGACGAUGUCUCUGAGAUAUUUACCCGGAUUAAAAAAGACAAUGAGUUUAUCGCCCCGUACGCAAACACCCUCGCCACCAGGUCAGCCAGCGCUCAGUACGACGACAGCUACCUAGGAUACUCUGUGACAGUCGCAGACUUCAACGGCGACGGAAAGGAAGAUUAUGUGACUGGAGUACCUCGCGGGGAGAAGGCCCUGGGUUACGUGAACAUCUUCAACGGCCUCAACAUGCAGUCCAUGGUCAACUUCACAGGAACGCAGAUGGCUGCCUACUUUGGACAUUCGGUGGCUGUGACUGAUAUUAAUAAAGAUGGGUAA